AGUUGAAUCAAAGUGGAAGCCAUCUGAGAACUUGGUUCUUACAGCAACAGGCCUGUGCAAGUUAACAGAACUGUUAAUAUAUUUCUUCUUUUAGAAAUAAGAGUUCCAAUAUUUGCUUUUGAAGUUUAAGGAGAUAUACUGUUAUCAAGGAAUUGUAGCUUCCAAAACUUGGGGAGCUCCAACCUGUUUAGUCCAGUUGUGGCCAUGGCUUCUUUCUCAGCGGUCAUAUUUGUUUGCACACUAGUGUUUUUGGGGAUUGCUGAAGCAGGAUAUGACUAUAGAGAGGCAUUAAGUAAGAACAUACUUUUCUAUGAAGCUCAGAGGUCAGGGAAGCUUCCUCCCACUCAGAGGGUUACUUGGAGAGCAGAUUCUGGACUCAGUGAUGGAAUUGCCAAUGGGAUAAAUUUAAUUGGUGGAUAUUAUGAUGCCGGAGACAAUGUAAAGUUUGGUCUUCCAAUGGCAUAUACUGUCACCAUGCUAUCCUGGAGUGUGAUUGAGUAUAGAAACCAAUUGCAAGAUAGUGAAGAGCUGGACAAUGCCUUAGAAGCCAUCAAAUGGGGGACUGAUUACCUAUUAAAAGCUCAUCCUGAACCAAAUGUACUAUAUGGGCAGGUGGGUGAUGGCACUUCAGACCAUUACUGUUGGCAGAGACCAGAGGAUAUGACAACUUCCAGAAAUGCAUAUAAGAUUGAUAGUACCAAUCCUGGAUCAGAUCUCGCAGGAGAAACCGCUGCUGCAAUGGCUGCUGCUUCUAUGGCCUUUAUGGACUCCAAUUCUACUUAUUCUUGGGAUCUUCUCAGGCAUGCCAAACAGCUCUUCAAGUUUGCUAAUAAAUACAGGGGGAAGUAUGAUAGCAGCAUUACUAAUGUGCAAAAGUUUUAUGGAUCAAUAAGUGGAUAUGAUGAUGAAUUACUGUGGGCAGCCUCAUGGCUUCAUAGGACAACUGGGGAUCAGAAGUACUUUAGAUACCUGAUUAAGAAUGCAGUCUCCAUGGGUGGAACAGAAUGGAGUAUGACACAAUUCUCUUGGGACAAUAAAUAUGCAGGGGUCCAAGUGCUUGCAUCCAUGUUCCUCAUGCAAGGUAAGGGAGGGAAACACAAGGCUGUACUACAACAAUAUCAAGAAAAAGCUGAGUUUUUCAUGUGUUCUUGUCUUCAGAAGAAUGGAUACAGUGUACAACGGACACCAGGUGGACUCCUACAUUGGCAGAAAUGGAACAACAUACAUUUUGUGACAACUGCCUCAUUUCUGCUAACAGUCUACUCUGAUUAUUUGUCUUCUGCUGGAAAGAAUCUACAAUGCCCAUAUGGAAAUGCAAUGCCAUCUGAACUCUUAGCCAUGGCUAAAUCUCAAGUUGAUUAUGUACUUGGUGACAACCCAAGAGCCACAAGCUACAUGGUGGGCUUUGGAUUAAUCUAUCCCGGUCAAGUUCACCACAGAGGUGCUUCUAUUGUAUCAUACAAAGUCAAUCCAUCAUUUGUCAGUUGCAAAGGAGGGUAUGAUUCAUGGUUCAGUCGCCAAAGCAGCGACCCAAAUGUUUUAGUAGGUGCAAUUGUUGGAGGACCUGAUGAGAAUGAUAACUUUGCUGAUGAAAGAGACAAUUAUGAGCAGACAGAGCCAACAACCUAUAACAAUGCUCCAAUGGUGGGAGUCUUGGCCAGACUCCAAUAUGGAAAUAUUGAAAACAACCAGCUUGAACAAGAUACUGUACCUGAGCCUGAAACAGGAUCGAACCCCCAACCUGGGAAACAAAACCCAGAGUAUAACAGCUUGCCUGUGCCUGAACAGGGAUCUCCUCCACCACCUGUACGACAAGAUAACAGCUUGGUGGCCAUUUUCCACACUAUUACACAUUCUUGGAGCGAAAAUGGAAGAACUUAUUACAGAUACUCCCUGGAGAUAACCAAUAAAUCUCCAUAUCAAACAAUCACAACACUCAGUCUCUCCAUUGAAGGGCUUUAUGGUCCCAUUUGGGGUCUUUCCAAAGGAGAUUCCAACAUUUACUCGUUUCCUAAAUGGUUGAAGUCUCUUCCUCCUGGUCAGAGUAUGGAUGUUGUGUACAUUCAGGCUGCUCCUCAAGCAAUUGUAAAGAUUGCAAGUUAUCAAUUGGGUUGAAUUGUAACUAGAAUGUAGGAGAGAGAGUAUAAAUAGGUCAAGUCAAGUUUCUAUCUGUAUCUUGGCAAUUGACCUAAUGGUUGCUAUUAGACCAGUUAUUAUUUAUUGAUUUUAUCGUUUCCAUUUCUUUUGGGCCGCCAUGGAAUGGGCUUCCCUAUUUCAUUCUUUACUCUGUGAGAUUGUACUUGAAGUUUGAAUAAAAAUAAAAUCUUCGAA
Messenger RNA from Cryptomeria japonica (Japanese cedar), 2331 nucleotides. RefSeq names its product endoglucanase 19. The coding region runs from base 205 to 2115 and encodes 636 amino acids. Gene Ontology annotation, molecular function: carbohydrate binding; hydrolase activity, hydrolyzing O-glycosyl compounds. The record is from RefSeq and is a predicted model, not a curated record. Gene Ontology annotation, biological process: carbohydrate metabolic process. The transcript is spliced from 11 exons. Lineage: Eukaryota; Viridiplantae; Streptophyta; Pinopsida; Cupressales; Cupressaceae.